This is a messenger RNA of Elephantulus edwardii (Cape elephant shrew), 972 nucleotides long. It is a transcript of the gene CHODL, whose product is annotated as chondrolectin. The record is from RefSeq and is a predicted model, not a curated record. The coding region runs from base 28 to 858 and encodes 276 amino acids. Lineage: Eukaryota; Metazoa; Chordata; Mammalia; Macroscelidea; Macroscelididae. Gene Ontology annotation, biological process: positive regulation of axonogenesis. Gene Ontology annotation, cellular component: cytoplasm. The transcript is spliced from 6 exons.
UCUAACACCUGCUGCAGCUGCCUCGCCAUGAUGAGCCUGAGCCGCCUGGUCUCUCUGUUGCUGGGCGCCACUCUGCUCUGCGGGCAAGGCUCCUUCUGUCGCCGGGUGGUCAGCGGGCAAAAGGUAUGCUUUGCUGAUUUGACGCAUCCCUGCUACAAAAUGGCCUAUUUCCAUGAGCUGUCAAGUCGAGUGAGCUUUCAGGAGGCACGCCUAGCUUGUGAGAGUGAGGGAGGAGCCCUUCUCAGUUUGGAGAACGAAGCAGAACAGAAGCUGAUAGAAAGUUUGUUACAGAACCUCACAAAACCAGGAACAGGAAUUUCUGAUGGUGAUUUCUGGAUAGGACUCUGGAGAAAUGGAGAUGGGCAAGCAUCAGGUACCUGCCCAGAUCUCUACCAGUGGUCUGACAACAGCCAUUCCCAGUAUCGAAACUGGUAUACUGAUGAACCUUCCUGUGGAAGUGAAAAGUGUGUUGUUAUGUAUCAUCAACCAACUGCCAAUCCUGGACUUGGAGGUCCCUACCUUUACCAGUGGAAUGAUGACAGAUGCAAUAUGAAGCACAAUUAUAUCUGCAAAUAUGAACCAGAAAUUAACCCCACAAUCUCUGUAGAAAAGCCUUAUUUUACAAAUCAACCAGGAGACACUCAUCAAAAUGUCGUUGUUACGGAAGCAGGCAUAAUUCCUAAUCUAAUUUAUGUUGUUAUACCCACGAUACCACUACUAUUACUGAUACUGGUUGCUUUUGGAACCUGCUGUUUCCAGAUGCUUCAUAAGAGUAAAGGAAGAACAAAAACUAGCCCAAACCAGUCCACGUUGUGGAUUUCUAAAAGCACCAGAAAGGAAAGCAGCAUGGAGGUAUAAGUCAUUGACUUUAUUUCAGAGGGGUUCUAGAUCUGUGAGAGGAAUGAUAUCAAAACAUUAGCUUGGAAUGGCUUGGAAAAAAAAUCAUGGAUCUGCAAGAUGUACUGUAAGAUC